GCCUCCGCCCGGCCGCGCCGCCCCGACCCGCUGCCCGCCGCCUUGCCCGGGCAUGUGAGCCGGAGGGCCAGGCUGCUGGCCGCCGGGACGUACGGAGCGGGAGCGCGAGCGCGGAGCUGCGACCCCGGGCCAGCGGCUGAGCGAUCCGAUGUCCAUGCGGAGCCCUGUCUCUGUGCAGCUGGCCCCGGACAGUGGUAGCACCAUGGUGAACUGCACCAUCAAAUCUGAAGAGAAGGAACCUCACCACGAGGCCCCCCAGGACAAGGCUGCUGCAGUGGAGACCCAGCCUGAAGACCUAGCUCUGGGGCUGCAGGAUGCUGCCGGUUCCCAAGCUCCAGCUCAGGACUGUGCCUCACCAGAGAGCAGCGGGUCCCCAGACCCCAAGAGACCAGCAGCUUCUGAGGCUGCUUCGGGAAGCCAGGAGCGGCUGGACUUUAACCGCAACUUACAAGAAGUUGUGCCAGCCAUUGAGAAGCUGCUGUCCAGUGACUGGAAGGAGCGGCUUCUGGGAAGAAGCUCUGUGGAAACCAAAGAUGUCAAAGGGACCCAAGAGAGCCUGGCUGAGAAGGAGCUCCAGCUUCUGGUCAUGAUCCACCAGCUGUCCGCCCUUCGUGACCAGCUCCUCACGGCCCACUCUGAGCAAAAGAACAUGGCUGCCAUGCUGUUUGAGAAACAACAGCAGCAGAUGGAACUCGCCCGGCAGCAGCAGGAGCAGAUCGCCAAGCAGCAGCAGCAGCUGAUUCAACAGCAGCACAAGAUCAAUGCCCUCCAGCAGCAGAUCCAGCAGGUUAACAUGCCUUAUGUGAUGAUCCCAGCCUUUCCCCCGAGUCACCAGCCUCUGCCUGUCACCCCUGACUCCCAACUGGCUUUGCCGAUUCAGCCCAUCCCCUGCAAGCCAGUGGAGUACCCGCUGCAGCUGCUACACAGCCCUCCUGCCCCUGUGGUGAAAAGGCCUGGGGUGGCCACCCACCACCCUCUGCAGGAACCACCCCAGCCAUUGAACCUCACAGCCAAGCCCAAGGUGCCUGAGCUGCCCAACACCUCCAGCUCCCCCAACCUGAAAAUGAACAGCUGUGGGCCUCGUCCCUCCAGCCGCGGGGCUCCCACAAGGGACCUGCAGUCCAGCCCCCCAAGCCUGCCUCUGGGCUUCCUUGGCGAAGGGGAUGCUGUCACCAAAGCUAUCCAGGACGCUCGCCAGCUGCUGCACAGCCACAGUGGGAAUUUGGAAAACUCCCCUAACCCUCCAUUCCGAAAGGAUCUCAUCAGCCUGGAAUCAUCCCCAGCCAAGGAGCGGCUGGAGGAGAGCUGUGUACACCCACUGGAGGAAGCCAUGCUGAGCUGCGACAUGGAUGGCGCCCGCCAUUUCUCCGAGUCCCGGAAUAGCAGCCACAUCAAGAGACCCAUGAAUGCCUUCAUGGUGUGGGCCAAGGAUGAGCGGAGAAAAAUUCUCCAGGCCUUCCCAGACAUGCACAACUCCAGCAUCAGCAAGAUUCUUGGCUCUCGCUGGAAGUCCAUGACAAACCAGGAGAAGCAGCCGUACUAUGAGGAGCAGGCCCGUCUGAGCCGCCAGCACCUGGAGAAAUACCCCGACUACAAGUACAAGCCACGGCCUAAGCGUACCUGCGUUGUGGAGGGAAGGCGGCUGCGCGUGGGCGAGUACAAGGCCCUGAUGAGGACACGGCGCCAGGGUGCUCGCCAGAGCUACACCAUCCCCCCGCAGGCUGGCCAGGCAGUGAGCUCCUCAGAUGUCCUGUUCCCUCGGGCAGCCGGCAUGCCCCUGGCGCAACCAUUGGUGGAGCACUAUGUCCCUCAGGGCCUGGACCCCAGGAUGCCGGUCAUUAUCAAUACAUGCAGCCUCCGGGAGGAAGGGGAGGGCACCGAUGACAGGCACUCAGUGGCUGAUGGAGACAUGGACCGGUACAGCGAGGACGAGGACUCGGAGGGCGAGGAGAAGAGUGAUGGGGAGUUGGUGGUACUCACAGACUGACCCCCAGCUAGCUGGGCCUGGCCUGUUUCCACCCAACAGGCGCAGCCAGCCAUCCUGAGCUAUGUUGGUACUUGGACUUGUGUGCCCAGGUGAUGGGUGAAGCUGUGCACUUGUAGAUACAUUCCCAAGGUGUCUGUGGGGGGUUGUUUUCCUCUUCGGGCACAUCUGAGGAGUUGAUGGCCUGGCUGGGUGGGAUUCCCGUGGCUGUGAUGGGCCAAGCUGGCUGAGGUCUUUGGGCCUUGGGGCUAAUGCCCAGGGAACACUGGACAUACUCCCUUUUGUGGCCUACCUACCUGAGGGAACGGCAGGUACACGCCUGUCCCCAAACAUGCUUUGUUUCCAUUUUGUCCUGGCCAGACCAGCCGUGGUGGGACAACAUGUCUGCCCCAGAAGCUCCUAGCUCAUUCUUCUGUCACCUGGAUCAUUUCAUACUCUGUACAGAGGGGUCUGGCUCUCUGUCCUGUCUUUGUCUUCCAAGUCCAUGUGCCUCUGGCUGCUGGGAGCGUGUGUGUGUGUGUGUGUGUGUGU
Molecule: messenger RNA, 2515 nt
Organism: Phodopus roborovskii (desert hamster)
Lineage: Eukaryota; Metazoa; Chordata; Mammalia; Rodentia; Cricetidae
Gene: Sox13
Product: SRY-box transcription factor 13
Exons: 14
Coding region: 149-1987 (612 amino acids)
Biological process (GO): regulation of transcription by RNA polymerase II; cell fate commitment
Cellular component (GO): nucleus
Molecular function (GO): RNA polymerase II cis-regulatory region sequence-specific DNA binding; DNA-binding transcription factor activity, RNA polymerase II-specific
Source: RefSeq, a predicted model, not a curated record